Molecule: messenger RNA, 6745 nt
Organism: Diceros bicornis minor
Lineage: Eukaryota; Metazoa; Chordata; Mammalia; Perissodactyla; Rhinocerotidae
Gene: TMEM116
Product: transmembrane protein 116
Exons: 11
Coding region: 5-1099 (364 amino acids)
Biological process (GO): adenylate cyclase-activating G protein-coupled receptor signaling pathway
Cellular component (GO): plasma membrane
Molecular function (GO): G protein-coupled receptor activity
Source: RefSeq, a predicted model, not a curated record
CCCCAUGGCCUUCCAGCUGGAGGCUAGCAUUCUGGAGGACAACUGGCACUCGGUCUUUUCUGCCAUACAGUGGAUACAAUUUGUUAUGGCUACACUGAGUGUUAUAGGUUCAAGUUCACUUAUUACCUAUGUUGUAUUCCAGAAUAUACAGAAAUCUCCAGAGAUAAGGCCACUCUUUUAUCUGAGCUUCUCUGACCUCCUCCUGGGGAUUUGCUGGCUCAUUGAAGCACUUCUCUAUGGAACUUCAGCAGCCAAUAAGGACAUUGUCUGUUAUAACCUGCAAGCAGUUGGACAGAUAUUCUACAUUUCCUCAUUUCUCUACACUGUCAAUUACAUCUGGUAUUUGUACAAAGAGCUGAGGAUGAAACACAACCAGCAUGGACAGAGCACAUUUCCACUGGUUAUAGAUUAUACUUGUCAAGUUGGUCAAAUAGCCAUCAUUUUGUCAAGCCUGAUACCUCUACUAUUGAUGAUACCUGUAUUCUCUCUGGGCAAUGCCAGUGGAUGUUUCCACAACUUCAGCCAGAGCCACAGGUGUAUCCUGAUGUACUCACCACCAUCAGCCAUGGCUGAACUCCUGCCUUCUGCCAACACAUCAGUCUGUAGCACACUUUAUUUUUAUGGGCUCACCAUUUUCCUGGCCAGCUUUCUACUCAGCCUCCUCACCAUUGUGAUCCUACUCAUCCAAGCCCAAACACUGUAUAAGAAGUUUGUGAAAUUGACUGGCUUUCUGGGGAGUGAACAGUGGGCAGUGAUUCACGUUAUGGAGCAGCGAGUGCGCUUCUACCCAGUGGCCUUCUUUUGCUGCUGGGGCCCAGCUGUCAUUCUGAUGAUCAUAAAGCUGACUAAAGCACAGGACACCAAGCUUCACAUGGCCCUCUAUGUUCUCCAGGCUCUAACAGCAUCAUCCCAGGGUCUGCUCAACUGUGGAGUAUAUGGCUGGACACAGUACAACUUCUACCAACUAAAGCAAGAGGCUCGGCGUGAUGCAGACACCCAGACACCAUUGUUAUGCUCACAGAAGAGAUUCUAUAGCAGGGGCCUAGAUCCAUUGGAGUCUACACUUGCUUUUGCUACCAGCACCUCCACCAUUCUUUGAAACUAUAAUACUGGAACAUCCGGGAACUAGAGUUAUUCUACAUUAAUGGAUGGGGAAUAGUGUUGGGGAAGAGCAUCUUAAGUCUUUUCUAACCAUGCUUUAGCUAUGGAAGUGAAAGGGAAUAUACUGCCAUGGUUAGUAGCUAUUCUAGGUGGAUUGGGUAGGACCUCUCCCUUAUUCUCAGAUUCACUAGUGAUUCCUAAAGUCUUUGUUCAGGGAGGUGAAGCCACUUUCCAUCUAAGAGAUACACUCAUAUUACUUUGAUGAAUAUUAUAUUUGUCCAAGUCUCUUCUAGAAAAAAAUAAAUUUCAGAUUAUUAUUUAUACGUGCCAUUGCCAGGCUCUCUACUCCACAGUUGCAGGGGAAGUAGGGUGGCAUGCAACAACUUACUCAGCUCUUGCCAUUGCUAUUACUCUCUCUCUGAGGUUGGACAAAAAACGUCCUUGGUUCCUGUUCUUUGAAGAGUUUUGGAAAUUCAGAAGAAACAAGGAUAACAACUGUCGAAAAAACAACAGUGGGAUCCUCAGACACACCAUAUCCUAGUCUUUUAUAUGUUCACUACUGUUCUAGGUCUUGACACUAGGGUCCAUCCUGCUGUAGAAAAUUAAGGCCAAUCUUUUGAAGUUACAGGAGAUAAUAAGAUUUAAAAGAAAUCAGGACUAAAAGAAACUCUAUGAUUCAAAAACUCUUAACUCUCAUUUACAAGCAGAAGUCCAAGGUGUAGGUUUCAAAGUGCCUAGACAUAGAAUUAGGUUGAAUCGUAUGAACUUGCUGUUUUUGUAGGUGAAAAUGGUCUAAUAUCAUCAAUUUUACAUGGUUCAACCUAACAGUAAAUGCUAAAUAUAUGUUUAUAGAAUAAAUGAAUGAACAAGUGAAUGAAUGAAUGAUAAGUAGAAUUUGAACCUUUUGGGAAAGAAAAGAUUCCCAGACUGCAGAGCCUCAUUCAUAGGUAGGAAUAUCUAAUCUGUUUCUUCCUCUUCAAUCACAUAACAAGUGAUGUUUGGUCUCUGGUUAAGUUAUGAACAAGGCCAGUCUGAGGCCAGGGCAUCAGAUACUAUGAUGCCAAAACAAAGAGGAAAGCCAAAUGGACAAAGUGACUGGAAUGAUAAUCAACUAAAACAUCUGGAGCUAAUAAUCAGAAGCUUCUCACCUAGUGAAUUCCCUUGAUCUGUCCAAGGCAAAAUCCUUAAGAUUAGAGAAAAUUGACAGAGUAGAUUAUAAUGGGGGAUUAGACAGGAUACUCUGAAAAGUAAGUUCCAGAGAUUUUUCCAGAGGAGCUUUCUAUAAAAUGUUAGGGAGUUCAAUAAUAGCUCUUUAGGUUUUGGGUCAUGAGCUUUAGCCUUACUGUGGAGGGUAACCUGGCCUUGUUCUGUCAAGAUCACAUCUUGAGGCCUCUCCUUGCCCCAAAGCUCUGGAGACCCAAUUUCUGGAUAGCACAGAACAAGAAAGACUGCCUCACCUAGGGAGCUGCUUUAGCUUCUUUUAAUUUAAAAACUAGUGAGAAUUUGGCAUAUAGAAAGACAGAUGGAAACAAGAAAGACUUCCUGUUUUCCAUAGACCUUGAGGGACACCAGAACUAAGGAGUCUGAUUCUUAAAAAGUCCUUUCAGUAUCACUUCAUAUUUGGCUUUAUUACCAGAAAGAAGGUAAUUAUUAAAUUUUUGUCAGGUUUUUUCACCUUGCUUUUCUGAUGAAUUUUUUUGCAUUGACAUUGGUCUUACAUCUUCUAUGGUUGUAGGCAAAAAAAAAAAGAUAGUAGGAAUGAGAAAUAAUAAAAGGCUAGGCACGACCCAGAUUAGGAUUAUCAGCUUUUCGUCAUACUGAAAGUCAGAGGGGACAGGUGGAGCUGCCCCCAUAACCCUUGAAUUUAUAUGUAGGAGGGGCAUAGACAUAGACACAGUGGCAGUUGUUAAAAUUGUUGCAAAUAGCCUUCCCGUGAUAGCUUGUCCAGGUUGUAGGCAUAGUGGAGUAUAGUGGUAUCUAAGCAGGUUUGAUUAAUACAGAUCUUCUGUGGACCAUAUAGGAUACCAUGUUUCACCUUCCCCUCAUCAGCCCUGUCUAUAGCUUCAAAAAACUCUGCACCCCAAGACCAUGUGUCCUACAUGGGGAACUAGAUAAGUGUUUGAUGUUUUUUAAUACAUGAGAGCCUUUGGAUGUUUUCACAUAGCAGCCUCCCACAUUUUACAUCUUGGGCCUUGCACUUGCUGAAGACUUUAAACAUCCCUUUAGAUUAACUGCCACAGUUUCCAAACCUGUCCCCCUUGGUAUUCAUGUAAUGAUAGCAACUUUCCUGGGCAAUCUUCCAAAGAUUUUAACACAUUGUUUUUCCAGGCUGCAGCGCCAGCCCUGGUGACAACAAUCUUGUUCUUUGCAAGGUGUGCCAUCUUGCUUUUAGAUAUCUGUCUGCCACCACUUGGAGGUGCCAUUAUAGUAUUCUUGGAGGUCACACUCAUCCAUACUGAGGUGGCAGGCUGUGGUUGCCUUUAGAAAUUUUCAGUUUUUUGCAGCAGGAUCCAAAUGCACAAUCUGAACCCUUCUUCACCUGGCAUGAGGGCAGACAACACUGAUCCUUUUGACAAUCCAAGACACUGCCACAAUCACAUUCAUCUCCUUUAUGCACUAUCUUAUUCCUACAAUAUGGCUUUCCAAAGGCGCUUUGGAGCUCAGGUUUAUUAAAUAGGCAGUCCCCUCUGUGCUUAUGCAAUAGCUAGUGGAAGUAGUGGAAGCUGCAGUUGCUGAAGCCCAUCUCUACAGUAAUAAAUUCAUGCAUAGUACGGAGGUUCUGGCCAUGGGACUUGCAGGCCACAUGGUGAUGCUUCAUUCCCAAAUUGUGGCCAAGCUCAUGAGCCACGAGAGCUGUGAAAUGUGGUGUAUCUUCAUGAGAGAAAGAUUAAACACUGCUUGUAUUCUUGGCAGUGCAGAUACCACUGAGAAAUGCAUGGCCCUGGUACUUCCCAAGACUUUGGCCAACAAUCAUAUGAGCGACAUCAUGCUUCACCCUUCUCAAAAGAUGCCCGUCUCUCCAGCAGUUAAAAUUUUGAAGUGUUUCCUGCAAAUUCACAGAGAUUUGCGCUAAAUUUCUCUCUGUCCAUAUCUCUAACCCAGUAAGUACUACUUUCACAUUUAGCUCCUUCAUGUACCUGUUGACCCAGAGAAUGGACAUUCGUUACCAUCUGUGUUGUCUUGGUAAUACUGUUUUCCACAUUUGAAACCACUUAUUGUCAACCACGAUAAAUAUUUCUACAUACUUGGGAAGUGACCACAUAGAGGGCAUAGGAACUAAGGAGAGUUCUAUUCUGCUCUGAAUUUGUAAAGUGGCUAAGAGCUCUUCCUGUACAUCUCCACUGAUUGCACAAGACUCACUUGACUUUAAAGAUAUGCUGUAAACCCUAUGUUCAAAAUUCUUUGAAGAAUAUAUAGGCUUGAUGUCAAAGACAGUGCAAUGUAAGAUCAGGAUUCCCUUUAGUCCUAAGCAAGUGCUGAUAGUCACAGGAGAAUCCAGGUCAUCCUCUGAAUACUCAGUCAUCCUGAAUAAAAGACAUGUCCAAACCUAGUUUCCCAUUUUCAUGUGUAUCAACAGAGAAGUUCUUGACAAAUAAAUAAUUCUUUCUUUUGCUAUAAAUUAAUAAUAUGCCAUUUCCCUUGUAUGAGCAGGACAUAGGACACCUUGUCUGAUUUUCCUUCCAGUCCUCUGAACAUCAUCAAGUUUCUAGGUAUGACUAUUUGGUAAUAAAGAGAUUCCCACUUACAAUGCAUCCCGUGAGGAAUAGUCACUAUCAGCAAUAAGAUGACAUGCAGCUUAAUAUGGGAAGGGCCCAUUCUUAAAUGCCCCAUCUGGAGAUUCCUGGAAGAAAAAAUUACUCCAAACCUUACCCAUGACCACUUGAUUUCAUAGAAGAAAGGCCAGCAGGGCGACAGAGUAAAUAACCAGGGUUGUCAUUGUCAUGGCCCAAGUGAAACAGCUAAUGAUCCCAGACCUCUUGCUCUCAAUUGCUCUCUUUGGGACCCGAAUCGUUGUCAGUGACACAGUUUGGCCAAAGCUCAAAGCUAUGCUGCCUGCCAGAAGGAUAGCUGUUCCCACUGCUGGGAAUUACAUGAUGACACCUGCGUUUUGACUGUCUCUUCCUACUCCUGUUGUGCUCUCUCUCUUCAGAAGUGUCCUUACUUUGCAACCUUCCUCAAAGAACAAGAGUUUUAGUGUUCCUUAGCUAAGCUCCUGCUGUCUUCAUAGAGGAGUCUUCAAGAAGAGGAAACUUUCGGAGAUUCAGCCAGUGCUAUGACCCAGGACCCAGGCCCUGAGAAAAGAAAAAAAUAUAACCUUCUUCCCUCAGUCCAGUCCCCAUGGAACAGCCAUCCCCUCCUGUCAUUGUUAUUCUUUUGAGUCAUUGAAACUAAAGGUUCCAGAGCAGGGGUUUGUGGAUCUCUGGGUAGGUCACAGGCCUCUGCUGUCCAAUGCCUUUUGGACUGUUGGAUCAGUGGACCAUGCCAUUGGACCAUUCCCUACUCUAUACCACACAGCCCAUUUCAAACCUCCAAUCCUUUUCCUUUUUUUUUCCUUCAUUAUUCACAAUAUGUUUAUUUAUUUGCUCAAUCCUAGAAUACAUGUGGAGUAUUUUUAGAAUAACUAACCCAUGCCUCUGUGCAAAGCAAAUAUACGAACUAGAGAACAAUAUUUGUGUUCAAUUCUUUUUGCCUUUAGCCUUAUGGAAUGAGGUCAAAAUAAUAUUUUCCAAAAUUAUUUAGGUUAGCAUUUUUCCAUCCAGACCUAUUCAGUGUGGUUAUGUUAUUCAUUUUUAAUACAGUUAGGUUCAUAUGUUACUGUUUGGAUUUCAUUUUGGUUAGCUUCCACAUUUUGGAUGAUGAUGAUAAUGAUGAUGAUUUGGGGGGUUAUGUGAAAUGUUACCAUAAUUUUAAAAGUCUGUACUAUACAAAAAAAUGUACUACAGGUACACCUUCUUGAGCCUUUAACCUGUUUCCAUGUCCUUGUUCUCUCCAGUCAGUUCUCACCCAGCAAUCUCCAUAGUACUUAGUUUAUUUUUCCUGUAUUUCCUUCUGCACAAAUUAGGAGAUGCAUGUACAUUUUCUUGUAUCCCUUUUUUUCUUAUAUAAAUGUAGUGUAACAUUUUGCACUUUCCUUUUUGAACUUAAAGAUAUAUCCUGUAAAUCACUCCACAUCAGUUCACAGAGGUCUUCCUCAUUCAUUUUUUUCACAGCUGCAUAGUAUUCCAUUUUGUGGAUAUAUCAUAAUUUAUUAAAUCACUCUCUUAUGUAUAAGCUUUUAGGUUGUUUAUGUUAUUUUGACAUUACACACAGUGCAUCAACAAAUAAUCGUGCACAUAUGUAUUUCUGUAGAGGCAAAUUCUAAGAAAUGGGAAGGCUGUAUCCAAAGCUAACUGCAAAUGUAGCUUUGUUUGAUGUUGGCAAAUUCCCCUUCAGAAGAGAUUUAUCAGUUUUCAUUCCUCCUAGCAAUGUAUUAGAGUGCCUGUUUCCCCACAGUCUAAAUAACAGAAUAUGUUGCCAUGCCAUACAUUUUAAUUAUCACCAAACUAAUAGAUGAGGAAUGGCAUCUCAGUGUUGUUUAAUUUGUAUUUUUCUAAUUUUGAGUGGAUUUGAACAUGUUUUAAUAUGUUUGAGACCAUUUUUAUGU